This is a messenger RNA of Scutellospora calospora, 576 nucleotides long. The record is from the annotation of a GenBank genome assembly. Lineage: Eukaryota; Fungi; Glomeromycota; Glomeromycetes; Diversisporales; Gigasporaceae.
AUGCAAUUCAACUCUGAAUUAAUUAUCAAUAAACUUCAAGAAGAGGAGGUUGAAUUUACAAGAGAACUUAAUAAAUUAAGAAAGCAACAUGAUGAAAAGGUUGAUAAAUUAAUAAAACAACAUGAAGAAAAGAUGAAAGACUUAAUUCGAAAUUUUUCAAAAGAUGAUACGAUAAUAAUUCCUAAACAAGAGGAAUCUGAUAUGUCAUCUUUGAUAAUUGAAAAUGAUAAAGCACCAGAGGAUAAAUCAAAUAUAUCAGUUAUAGAUUUAGAAAAGAGCUUGGAAAUCUUGUGUAUCAACAAUACACCUAUUUCGGUUCAAUCUACAUCAAAUUUAAAUUCGUAUCACGAUCUUGAUCCUGAUUUGUAUGAUUACAACGGAAUAUUAACAUAUUCUCCGUCAGUUGAUACCAAAACAGUUUCGAAUAUUCUAACGGAUUUCACAAUAAUUGAUGAUGAUGUUACAUCAAUUUCUCAAGCAAGUCCCACGAGAUACAAUGCUCUUCCACCAAGAACGGAACCAAUUAAUGAUAAUAAAAUGCCAAAUUAUCAACGAAUGUCGAUUCCUGAGUUAAAG